Molecule: messenger RNA, 1267 nt
Organism: Hermetia illucens (black soldier fly)
Lineage: Eukaryota; Metazoa; Arthropoda; Insecta; Diptera; Stratiomyidae
Gene: Gnpnat
Product: probable glucosamine 6-phosphate N-acetyltransferase
Exons: 5
Coding region: 198-815 (205 amino acids)
Biological process (GO): UDP-N-acetylglucosamine biosynthetic process
Cellular component (GO): endoplasmic reticulum-Golgi intermediate compartment; endoplasmic reticulum; Golgi apparatus
Molecular function (GO): glucosamine 6-phosphate N-acetyltransferase activity; monosaccharide binding
Source: RefSeq, a predicted model, not a curated record
GCGCGACUGUUAUGCUCACUUUUAGUCUCCAUUCCGAUCGGCAUUAUUGAAAUAUUUCUGGUUCCCGCAGACCUUUCAUUCGCAUCGACCACGCUCACUUUCAUUUCGGUUUUGACAUUGGUCGGGAAAGGUUCCAAUUAAGCGUGAAUUCACCCAAAAUAGACAUUUUACCGUGUGCAAUUUUACUAGAUAACGAUAUGGUGCUAGUUCCGCAGGGGGAAAUUCCCUUAUAUGAUCCCAAGCUACUCUUCCAAUUGGACUUUCAUAGAUCACCUGCAAAAUUGAAUCCGUUCAUAUCAGCCGCAGCACCAGGUGAAACUUGGCUCAAAGUCCGACCAUUACAAGAUGGAGAUUACGACAGGGGCUUUCUGCAGCUAUUAUCGCAGCUUUCAACAGUGGGGGAAGUGAGUCGUUCCCAGUUUCUGAACCGAUUUGCUCAAAUGAGAGCUAGUGGCGAUUAUUAUGUUACGGUCAUUGAAGAUACUAGAAUAAGGAAAAUUAUUGGCGCAGCAACGCUUGUUCUCGAGCAUAAAUUCAUACACGGUUGUGGAUCGCAAGGUAAAUUAGAAGACGUGGUUGUGAACGAUACCUAUCGUGGGAAGCAGCUGGGAAAAUUGAUUGUCGUGACCGUUACAUUAUUAGCUGAGCAUUUAGGAUGCUAUAAAAUGAGUCUUGAGUGCAAGGACAAGCUUAUCAAGUUUUAUGAGUCGAUUGGAUAUGUCUGUGAAGCCGGAAACUCAAAUUCAAUGAGAAUUCGAUUCAACUCACAACAAAAAGUCGCUGCUAAUAAUGUUGCCGCAGAAGAACCAUUCUGACAAUUAGCCGCUGGUGCUGCCGUUAAAAGCAAACUGUGAAAUAGAAGAAGCUUCCAAACGUAUUCAUCACUAACAUCAAACAACGGAAUUGUUAUAUUCUGAGAAUAUUAUGGAUGAAUGCAGAAAUCACGUCUCUCGUUGGGCGUCAACUGGAACUCGUUAGCUCUUUUUGUUUCCUAUUUGUUGAUGAUUGCGAAUGUUUUCACCAUCAUCAGGCAGUACUAGCAAGUAAUAUUAUAUUUUAUUAAAUUGUUUGGAAAACAAUUUCUAAUUAUUUAAGCCAUUUAUAUGCUAAAAUCAAAACUGACUUAAAAACUUCUAAAGAAUUUAACAUAAAUUUUAGCUUUUCGCUAUGAUCAAGGUUGUUUUACAUCUUUCAAAUUUGUUUCAACUCCAAUUGAUAAAUGGAUUUCUUCAAAUAAAAUAUUCAAAAUAUUAUUUUAUAAAUUUUA